AUGGCGAUAGUUGAACCACCGCCUCACUUACCCUCACCUGGCGGCAAUGUUUCUGCUUCGCUGCCGACGGAGGACUCGCUCCUUGGAAGUCACAGUAGCACCAACAGCAGCGGGAAGGGACUGGACCCAAUCGCGUCGGCUCUAGUGAAUCCGUUGUCAUCUGGGCAGUCCAAGUUUAUGCAAUCAGCGCAAGGACGAGAAUUCUAUCUCGGAACAUCUUCAAACUGGUCCUUCACCCGACGCGUCCUCAGUCUCACUCACGAAUACAUCCACCAAAGCCCUAUCUCAGUGGAUAACCUACUCUUCGAUGGCUUAGCAUACGAUCUUGGCUGGGACGGCUCUCGAAUUACUCCAGCGCUAGAUCCGCCAGUUAUGCCAAGUCUCGACCAUGCGGUCUUUCUAAUCAACACAGUCAAGUUUCACUGCGGCCAGCUAUUUCACUUAUUCGACGAGGAGACGUUCAUGGCAUAUCUGCACGAAUUCUACGCCGAUCCGAGCCGUCAUAUUGCAGCAGCGGACCUUCCUUACAUCCAUCUUCUUCUCAUCCUCGCCUUUGGUAAAGCUUUCGCCGAGAACAGCAACUACCAAGCAAAGAGACCCCCUGGAGCCGACUACUUCGUCACGGCCAUCCGACUUCUACCAAGCAUUCAUAUCCUUGUUUAUCAGCCACUAAUAUCGACAGAGAUCUUAUGUUGUAUAGCUCUAUACUUUGAGUCUCUCGACUACAGACACUCAUCACAUGGAUUUAUUGGACAAGCGAUGAGAGUUGCACUCGGGCAAGGAAUGCAUACCGACAUGCCUGUAGAUCAAUUGGGCGAUCGGAUUGUUGAACGAAGUCGAAGGAUAUGGUGGACCGUCUACGUGUUAGACCGCGAGAUGACAUCUCUGAUGGGCCUACCGCAGUCCAUUCACGACGACGACAUUCAUCACCAGCUUCCGCACUUUGAUGGGUCAACACAACGAGUAGCGGCGCUUCAUAUGCAGAUUCGACUUUGCCGGACAAUUGCAUCAGUUGGAAGAGGCGUAUACGGAGCCAAUGGUCGGCUGAACAAGAAGUUCCUCCUCAGCACUAAAAAGGUUCUCGAGAACAUUGCCGGACUUGCAGACGAGCUCCAACAGCAAUUCCCUCUUGGUGCAGAUAAAGCGGUAAACGGCGUUUCGAGGGUUGCAGGAUACCUCCACACUCUUUAUCAUCAGUGUAUCGUCCUCGCAACGAGACCUCUACUACUCUGCUUCCUCAAAAUCCGCUUCGAAACCCCCGAUGCUAUAACAGAAGCCCUCAACUCAUCCCAAACUGUCUGGAACCUGAUCAAGAUGUGUAUCGACUCCUCCUACCAGAUGAUCAACAUUCUUGGCUGUUUGCAAAGUCAAGGUCUGCUUGAAGCAUUUCUUCCCUUCGAUCUUGAGUCGCUAUUCGUAUCGAGCUUUAACCUCCUCAUCGCGCCCGUUCUUGAUUCCCGAUUUUCAGAAUACGAUGCUACGUUCCGACACAAGACGCAUAUCAUAUUCAAUGAGAUGAUAAGUAAGGGCAAUCUCAUCGCCAUGUUCAGAAGGUCGGAGUUGCAGCAGCUUGAUGAUAUGUUGGGUCGAUUACCACGUGAGCAAUCUGAAACAACACCGAUUCCGAUCGAUGGACAGAUUAUUGGAGGAACGAUUGGUGAGGGCGAAGGAGAGCUCAAUGACCUGGAUGAUGAUAAUGAGACUAUGGCUUCGAUGUUGCCUGGUAUGGAUGAUUUGGGAAUGGAUGCGUGGUUCACGACUGCGCAGAUGAUUGACAUGGCGAAUUCGAUCGCGAACAGCGACACUGAGUUCUUAUCACAUACAAUGGUGGAGCACGAUAUUUGGUGA
Messenger RNA from Fusarium musae, 1848 nucleotides. RefSeq lists its product as uncharacterized. Lineage: Eukaryota; Fungi; Ascomycota; Sordariomycetes; Hypocreales; Nectriaceae. Gene Ontology annotation, molecular function: zinc ion binding; DNA binding. Gene Ontology annotation, biological process: DNA-templated transcription. The record is from RefSeq and is a predicted model, not a curated record. The coding region runs from base 1 to 1848 and encodes 615 amino acids. The transcript is spliced from 6 exons.